AUGACAGCCACACCUGCUGUUUUUAUGAAAGUUGAGUCCUCCGCGGCCGAGGUCUUCAUCAGCAAUCCCAGCACGAAUACAUCGUCACUAAACGGAACAGAUAUUCUAAGGCAAAAGGGGAUGAGUGUCAUACUCGAAGCCACAUCAGCCUCAAAGAUACGCCGCCCAGGUCCUGAGGCCUGGAAGGACUGGGGAUACUUGACACAACUGGGCGAGACUUUUCGUGUUGUAUACGUGCGCCUGUUUGGUCAAACUCCUCCCCUUUCCCGAGGAAAUCCUGGCGACAUCUGGGUCGACACCCGUGAUCGUAAGAUUUAUUAUUCCGACCAUCUCCAGGUCUGGCAACCUUGGAGAGGAAACGAAGAUAAGGUCUUUCACCCCAUCGUCAUUGGAUAUGAGCUACUCUGGGACGCCCUGAAGAAAACGAUAUCCUGGGCUUCUGCGACCACAGCUAAAAGACGAAAAGUACAGAAGAAUAAUACCUCCACCCUCCCGUCCUUAGACAUUUGGAAUCACUUGUCCGCAAUCGAUGAAGCAGGACCUAAGCGUCCUCGUCAUAUUGACAUCGCCCCGCCAAGCAUCCCUGAGCAAAUACUCGCAAUCCUUGACUCCGAAAAUCUCCUUUCUUUUACUGGCGAAUCACCCUCGGAUUCAGCUUACAGUCAUGUUCACCACGAUCCCUCAAUCAAGUUGCUUCCAACUGCAAUCCCAACCUACACCGGGAUAUGGAAGCAAGAUUCAAUCGUCCGUGCCAAAGGAACUCAAUUUCCGGAGGAUGCGUCAAUCGUAACAUGGUUCAAUGGCUUGCAAACGCCCCUCCCUUUUGUAGGUCAGAAGAUUGGAAUCCCAGAAACUAAAGACGAGGACAUCAUAGGAGUGCGCUUCAUGCUGGAACACGGGAAGGAUGCAACCAUGACUCCCCUUGGGGAACGAGAGCCUCCUGUCUUGGUUCUGGAUGCUUCCGAGAUCAAUAGGCACGAUCGUCUCGCUGCCCGGGCCUUUUGCGAUCGAAUUCGCCGGUCUCUAGCCGCCGGACGGCCCGUCCUAGUUAAUGACUUCGAGGCCCUUGGCGCGGAUCAGAUUUUUGAUUGGAGUGUUGACGAGUGGAAGGAAGAUUUGACUAGCCCUGAGCGGCCGGUCAUCUGGCAAGAUGCGGAGCUUCGUGCGCGUGGUAAAGUCCUUCUUCAAAGCGAAGACGACGACCAGGAUGACGGACGCCCAGAAACCAGUCUAUCCCAGGAUCCGUAUUGGAUCCGCGGGCCUGGGAAGCGCCGGUCCAAACCGAAGCCUACCUGCGAACUCGGAACCUCGCAGGGAUCCACAAUCCAUCGUAUUGGGAAACUGAAGGACUUUGUCGCGUCGCUGGAGUCACCCACGACAUGUGGCAACCUUUUGGACUGCGUUAGCUUUAAUGAUGAGAUCCCUUUCUUCGUCAGGCGAAUACGCGACCAUAUGCAGUCACUUGAGGCUACAGAGAAAAGGAACUACGCUAACUCCAAAUCCUCGGGGAGAGCCACCGGAAAGGCUAGCCUACCCAAAGCAGAAGCUGCCAGCCCAGGCGACAUUUCCUGGGACAUGCUCGCUCUCAACGAGUGGAAGCUCGUCACGUCGGCCGGUUUCCUCACUCAUCCUCAUCACGACGCAGGCGGACUAUCGACCUGGGUAACGAUGAAGUCAGGCAUGAAAAUCUGGGGGAUAUUAAGGCCGAAAGUCUUCACAGAGGAAGGCAUCGAUUUUGAAACCGGUACAAGGCGCUUCCUUUCAGCCACCGAAGCAAUCCUCAACGCAGAGUCGAUCAAAGAUCACGCAGAUCUGUUCAUUCUGAUGCUGACUCCCGGGGCUGUUCUUAUCGCUCUUGGGGGUCAUUUUUUGACCCAUGACUCGCUUCACCUCACUGCUUGGAGCCGUCGCAUCGAGCAUUCCAUCGGAACUUUCUCGACAAACGCCGAGCAUCCAUGUGUUGAGCGUUACCUUGCUCGCAUGAUGCUCUGCCUGGAGUUCGAGGCAGGCCAAUCGCGUCCUUGUAAACCACUGCUAGCGCUGGCGUUGAUGAUCCUGGACUACCAGUCCUUCACGCACGAGUCAAUUCUGGCGCCUCAACGUACCCAUGAGUGGAAGAACGAGUUGGCUGCCGCCACGCUCUUCGCCAAAACACUAUGCAUCAGAGCUUUAAAGCUAAAGCAGAGCACCACUCUUCCGGCCCUCUGUAAAGCGGUGCGAAACGCGUUGAAGAGCACGCUGUGGUGGACUGAGGACUCUCAAGUGCUCACGGUGCCGCAGUUGAAACAGAAUGUUGAUUUGCCGACUGCCAUUCCCUACCAUCCCGAGUAG
This is a messenger RNA of Pleurotus ostreatus (oyster mushroom), 2331 nucleotides long. RefSeq lists its product as uncharacterized. The transcript has 7 exons. NCBI's taxonomy places the organism in Eukaryota, Fungi, Basidiomycota, Agaricomycetes, Agaricales, Pleurotaceae. Bases 1 to 2331 code for a protein of 776 amino acids. The record is from RefSeq and is a predicted model, not a curated record.